CAGAAAAAGCUCCGACUUGUCAACCGCCGCGAAAGAGAGACCCAGACAGAAAAAAAGAUGGCCAGCACAAACGAGGAGGAGGUCGCCGCGAUGGAAGAAACAGCAGCGGAAACUGGCCGCCGAAGUACGCGCUCCAGACGGAGUGGGGCCGCCGCGCCGGCCACGCCAACUCCCGCUGCAACCCGGUCGUCCCGGAGGACCAAGAAGCAGGAGGCAGCCGUGGAAGAGGUGCCCGAGGAGGAAGCGCCGCAGCCGGUUGUCGAGGAUGUCAUCAUGGUGGAUUCAGACGAGCCGGAUACGAAACAGGUGAUGGAACAGCUGCAGGACCUAAUCGUCCCGGUACAGGACAACCAGAGCAAGGAAGCGGACGAAAGCAGCUCCAUCAAUCUGUUUGAGGAAUUCCAGGCGGACACGAACACCCAGCAGGACGAAAAGUCCUCCUCCGACAAGGAAGAACCGGUGGCUAUCCCUAAGGAGUGUGAAUUUAUCGCGAAUUUAGCCGCGGAAGAAGAGAACGCCAACAGUCUGCCGUCGGUAGUGGACGAGAACUCUGCCUCGGUCAAUGCGGCUCCCGAAGCGCAGCUGGACGAAGAGUACGUUUCGCCGGCGGCCCCGGAACCUUCCACGUUGGACGCCGUCAACGGCGACAACACGGAGGACGUCACCGGAAGCAGCGAUAACGCACUUGCCGAAAACGUCGCCAACAGGCUGAACGAGGACGAUUCCAAAAACACCGACCUCGACGCGGAAAUGGUCUCCGAAGAUGAACUCCCCCAGCCGGAGCAACCUCAGGUGCACGAUGCUGAGGAAGUGUCCGACGACGAGCUGCCCGGCCCAAAGCUGGCGGAACUACCCGCCGACGCCGAAGUUGUCUCCGAGGACGAGCUGCCGCACACAGCGGAAAAGGUCGCGCCCGAGCUGCCCAAGGACACCGACAACGUAUCCGACGAGGAACUCCCGGCGGCGAAAGUCGAUCUCCCCGCCGACACCGACAACGUCUCGGACGAAGAACUCCCCGCGGCGAAGAAAGCCGAACUGCCCAAGGACACCGACAACGUCUCAGACGAAGAACUCCCCGCGGCAAAGGUCGAUCUUCCCGCGGACACUGACAACGUCUCCGACGAGGAAUUGCCCGCGGCCAAGAAAGCCGACCUUCCGGAAGACACCGACAACGUGUCCGACGAAGAGCUGCCCGCGGCCAAGGUGGACCUGCCAGCCGACACGGACAACGUGUCCGAUGAUGAGUUACCCGUGGCGAAGAAGGCGGAACUCCCCGCCGACACCGACAACGUUUCGGACGAGGAGCUCGAGUCGUCGAAGAAAACGGAGGAUUCUUCCGUAGCGGAAACGCCGCAAAUAGUUCAGGAAGUCCCGGCCGAACCCGACACCCAGCAGCCCGAAAAGACCAAGUCGAGCGACGCGGACAAGAAGGAGUCCUCGAAGCGAAAGCUCGAAAAGGAAGCGGACGCGCCGGCUGAGAAGACGGGCGAAGCGCCCGAGAAGAAGACAAAGGUUGAUCCUCCCGCUGAACCGGAGAAAAAGAAGCUGCCAGAUUUGGACAAGUACUGGAAGGCGGUCAAUGACGAUUCGACGGAUUUCACGGCAUGGACGUACCUGCUGCAAUACGUAGAUCAAGAGAGCGACAUCGAGGCGGCCCGCGAAGCGUACGACGCGUUCCUCGCGCACUACCCGUACUGUUACGGUUACUGGCGCAAGUACGCCGACUACGAAAAGCGCAAGGGCAGCAAACGCAAGUGCGAGGAGGUCUUUGAGCGCGGUCUGCGAGCGAUCCCGCUGUCGGUGGACCUGUGGAUCCACUACCUGGGCCACGUCAAGACGAACAACGCCGACGACGAGACGGCGAUCCGGUCGCAGUUUGAGCGUGCGCUGGCCGCCUGCGGGCUGGAAUUCCGCUCGGACAAGCUGUGGGAGGCGUACAUCAAGUGGGAGAACGAGGGCAAGCGCGUCGACAAGGUGGUGGCGCUGUAUGACCGCUUGCUGGCUACGCCGACCCAGGGUUACGCGAACCACUUUGACCACUUCAAGGAGGUGGUCAACAACAACGGUCCGGUGCACACGCUGGUCAGCAAGGAGGAGUUCCUGGAGCUGCGUGCGUACGUUCGCGAGUCCGCUCGGAAGCGCAAGGAAGAUCGUGAGAAGAAGGAAAAGGAUCGCAAGGACAAGCACGAUGACCACAAGUCGUCCAAGUCCAAGUCGGACAAGUCUGCUGAUAAGCGGGACAAGAGUCAGGAACCGCAGGAAGCUGCCAAGGAAUCUAAGGAAGUGAAAGAGUUGGAAGUGAAGAUUAAGGAGGAGCCUAUGGACACGGAUGAGCUGAAGGCGAAGGAGGAUGAGAAGGAGAAUGCCAAGCCUGCAGAGCAGGACAAGGCCGAAGAGAAGAUGGAGGUCGAGGCGGAGCCGGAGAAGGAAGCUGACGAUCACGUCAACAGUCCCGAGGAAGCGGAUUCCAUCAAGGAUAAGAUCAUUUCUCGGCGCAAGAAGGUUCACAAAGCGACCGUGGCUGCGGUCACCGCUCGAUGGACCUACGAGGAGGGCAUCAAACGGCCAUAUUUCCACGUGAAGCCGCUGGAGCGUUGCCAGCUGAAGAACUGGAAGGAGUAUCUGGACUUUGAGAUCGAACAAGGUGACGACAAGCGCGUGCUGGUGCUGUUCGAGCGAUGCUUGAUCGCGUGCGCUCUUUACGAUGACUUUUGGCUCAAGUUGAUCCGUUAUCUGGACGGACGUGCCGAACACCAGCCGGAAAUGGUCCCACGCAUUCGCGAUGGCUACGAACGCGCAUGCACGAUCCAUCAUCCGGACAAGCCGAGCCUACACCUGAUGUGGUCGGCGUUCGAAGAAUCCCAGGAUAACAUUCCCAAAGCGGCGGAGAUAUUGGCCAACUUGGAAAAGGUUUGCCCCAACCUGAUGCAGAUCGCGUACCGCCGGAUAAAUCUGGAACGACGACGCGGCGAUCACGACAAGUGCGUCCAGCUGUAUCAAACGUAUCUGGCGCAGGCCAAGAGCAAAACCAUCGCCGGCAACAUUGCCAUCAAGUACGCACGGUUCCUCAACAAGAUCAAGAAAGACCUCGACCAAGCCCACACAGUGCUUAAGACGUACCUGGAGAAGGACCCGUCAAACACUCGCGUCGCACUUCAGCUCAUCGAUCUGGCCCUGCAGCGCGACUCCGUCGACGAAAAGGAGAUCGUCGAAAUUAUGGACACAUUCAUGACCCGCGAAGGCAUCGAACCGGACCAGAAGGUGCUGUUCGCCCAGCGAAAGGUCGAAUUCUUGGAGGACUUUGGCAGCACGGCCAAGGGACUGCAGGAGGCCCAGAAGGCGCUGCAGGCCAUCAUGGCCAAGGCGAACGAAGUCAAGAAGAAGAGGGAACAAUCUCCGCCGAAAAAGGCGUCCAAGGAGUCCAGCUCGAGCGCCGCAGCGGGAGCGUCCGCGAGUAGCUACGCCGCGGGCAGCUACAGCUACGCUGCUAACCCUUCGUCCUACUACGGAACGGCGGCGUCCGGGUACCAGUACGGCGACAGCUCCUCGUACGGGUACAGCACCUGGAACCAGCAAUAUUCGCAGUCCGGCUACGGAAACUACGGCCAGUGGAGCGGCUACGGAAGUUACUAUUGAGCGACGACGGGCACAUUCUUUUAAUCUACCGAUUACGUUACGUGUGUAGGAUGCAACCACUAUAAUGUUGUUUUAUAGUAGCGAGAGUUACGCACUUGUGGGGACGAUAAACUAGCUCUUAAUCGUAUUUGUUGGGUAAACUAAACUAUGAUCCGUUUCAACUCUAGGGACUUACUUUUGACUAAAUGUAUGCACAGUACAAUGUGUUGAAUCCUGAACAAUCCACUAAGUUUGGUUUGCGUGUGGAGCACACAAAUUGAAAUAAAAAAUACACUAACUUUA
This is a messenger RNA of Culex pipiens pallens (northern house mosquito), 3918 nucleotides long. RefSeq names its product pre-mRNA-processing factor 39 (gene Prp39). Bases 58 to 3636 code for a protein of 1192 amino acids. Lineage: Eukaryota; Metazoa; Arthropoda; Insecta; Diptera; Culicidae. Gene Ontology annotation, cellular component: U1 snRNP; commitment complex; U2-type prespliceosome. The record is from RefSeq and is a predicted model, not a curated record. Gene Ontology annotation, biological process: RNA processing; mRNA 5'-splice site recognition. Gene Ontology annotation, molecular function: protein binding. The transcript has 8 exons.